GCCGGCGGCAAAUCGUUGGACGGGCUCGUCGCAGGCCGAUGGGCGCGACAGCUGUAUAGCAACCCCUCUUCAGAGAUGGCGGCCUCGCGCGCUUUCCACAGGCCGACGAGCUCGCAACAAGAAUCGCUUCCGGCUUCGAUCUCGUACGCUCAACCGCCUUCAGUCCCUAAUGGGUCGAAUCAGGCCACGCCCAAGGGCAAGCUCGGUCAGGCUUCGACGCAGUAUGCUCUCACAGAAUCUGCACGGUGGAACCCGAGCGCUUCUUCCGCCUUGGCCAACGAUUUCGAAGGGACGUACCUGUACGAUGACCAUGAAACCGGUCUGCCUGCAGGCGCAUCCCAUCACGGUCCCGCAAGAGUGGACGACGAGGAAGAUGACUUUUAUGGGGCAGACAGGACGAACUCCAGCUCUUCCUCCAGUCUCGGUCAGCCUGUCCUGCCACCGCCUGAAGCUGCCCGAUUCGGCUCGACGGGCUUAGACAGGCGGUUCGAUCAUCUCGCGCUCGGCGUACCUGACCUACCGCCUUCCUCGUCUGCCUCUUCUGCGUCUACUUCCUCGCUCAGGGUCGACACGGAUCCCAACACGCUCAGGCCUGAUGGGACGCGAGCUCCUACAGCUGCAAGAGACUGGUUUGCCGGUCACUCAGGUCCCAUACUGGGCGGAUUCCAAGGCAAUGGCGAGCUUUCCUCGAGCUUGUUCAAUUCACCUGUUCUGGCAUCCGGGCCCACCCUCGGCGGUACUCCACCUCCUGCGUCGCUAGCGGGAGGAGAUUCAUCAUCCGCUUCGACGACCAGCUUACCUCGAUCGACGGACAGCGCGCCCGUUCAGGAGAGCAUGUCUGCUGCCAAUGCUGCCGCAAUGAGACAGUCCCAUACCAGACUGUCUUCUUACGGCACUUAUGGCGAUCUCAAUCCGCCAGAAGUCGAUCCUUCGCGAAAUAGCCUAGGCGCGUCAAGAGGUGGCUACCCGAUUCAAGAUUUGGACGACGAGGAUGAUUUCUAUGGCCUUCCUCCUGCACAGCCAAUCCAACAAGCUCCACCAGCGCUGCCGAAAUCAGCAAGACAGAAUGUCGCAAAGAAAGGCAAAGCUCCAGAGGUUGAGCCCAUCGUGACGAAUGGCAAAGCUGCACAGCCCAAUCAACUCAAGAAGACGCCGGGCAUGCAGAACGUUGCGGAUCGCAACAGUUCGUCUACUGUUGGAAGCCAGAAGGAGGCAUCGAGGAGGGGAGAUUCGCCCGUCUCUUCCUCUUCUGCCAAUUCAACUCGUCAGUCUAUGCAACCCCAUCGCAAACCAAUGUCGACAGGCAGCAGAGCUCCUUCGAUCUACGACAGUCAACCUCACUCCACCGGGCCUUUGCUCGAUCACUCACAUCUCAGACCGGGAGCAAAAGUCUCCUUGCUCACUCAUACGAAAACGCUGGAACUCUACCGCGCCAAUGCACAAAAGACAAACGAUCCAGAACUCACAUUCGAGCUUGCUGUCUUCAUGCUGGACGUAGCGAGAGAAGCCAACGGGACAGAUCCUACCUCUCCAGCCGGUCCACCUUCGAAGAAGCUUACAGAAGAGAAAGCAAAGAGAGAAGCACUACUCACAGAAGCACUGACGCUCCUGAAGAAAGUCGCAGAUCGAGGUCAUGUGCCCGCUCAGGCUUUCUUGGCCGAUUGCUACACCCAGGGAAUUGGCACAAAGGGAAAACAAGAUUACGACAAGGCUUUCCCACUGUUUAUACUGGCAGGCAAACACGGUAAUGCCGAGGCGUGCUUUCGUACGGCUCAGCUGUGCGAAAACGGAUGGGGAUGCCGCAAGGAGCAGAGCAAAGCUGUAUCGUGGUAUAGGAAAGCAGCGGCACUUUCCCAUCCUGCAGCGAUGUAUCGUCUUGCACUGGCAGAGCUCAAUGGCGAGCUCGGUCUCAACAGGAGGGCGAAAGAAGGCGUCAAAUGGCUCAAGCGAUGUGUCGAACUCGCAGAAGCCGAACCCGAUCUGCCUACCAUUCAGGCCAUGCACGAUCUUGCGCUCUUGCACGAAAGAGGAAUCGAAAACGUCGUCUUUAUCGAUCACGAAUACGCCGCCGAGCUGUUAGCAAAGGCUUCAGAGUUGGGCUGGCAGCCUUCUGCUUACAAGCUCGGCGAAUGCUACGAAUAUGGACGGAUGUCAUGCCCCAAAGACCCAGCGCUAUCUAUACACUACUACAACAUUGCUGCUCAAAAGGGUCAUCGAGAGGCUUGCUUCGCUCUGACGGCGUGGUAUCUCGUCGGAUCGCCAGGAGUCUUACCUCAGUCGGAUACAGAAGCGUUCCUGUGGGCAAAGCGUGCUGCCGAUCAAGGCCUUUCAAAGGCCAUGUACGCUCUUGGCUACUUCUGGGAGGUUGGAAUCGGUACACCUCACUCGCUGAGAGAAGCAGUAGCCUGGUAUCGGCGGGCAGCAGAUGCGGGCGAUCGACGAGCGACCACUCGACUUCGCUCGCUUGGCUCAGAACGCACAGGUCUGGCAACUGCAGCAGCUCUCGGACCCGGACCGCCUUCUGCCGCAGCACGACGAGGUCAAGCGAUCGCGGUCGACAAUCACUACUCACGCGGAACGCUCAACGAAGCACCCUCGACGAUUUCAGAUAUGCGUCAGGGGAGCGCAUCAAACGGUCCUCCCCGACCUAUCGGCGGGAAUGGGACGAGUUACGCCAAGCGAGGUGCGCCGAGCGAUGGACCCAGCAGGAGAGAGAAGACGGUAGAACGCGAGCUCGCUCAAAGACGAGGCAAGAACGGACCUGACGAGAACUGUAUCAUCUCUUAGCAUACCCUGACCUAGCAUAACCUGUACGCAUAUUGGACCUCAUCGAGUCUGUCUGUCUGCCUGCCUGCCUGCCUGCCUGCUCAUCCUGUACAAGUCUUGAGCUUGAAGCGUGCAGGGGCCUAUCCGCUAUCUGGCUCGAGCUUGGG
Molecule: messenger RNA, 2933 nt
Organism: Mixia osmundae IAM 14324
Lineage: Eukaryota; Fungi; Basidiomycota; Mixiomycetes; Mixiales; Mixiaceae
Exons: 4
Coding region: 76-2787 (903 amino acids)
Molecular function (GO): protein binding
Source: RefSeq, a predicted model, not a curated record